CCGGAUUGUUUCUCUCCSGAGCAGCCUCCACCACCGCCAUUGAAAGUCCAGGGUGUUCAGUGCAGCGGUAGCAGACCGUCAUCACUGGGGAAGCAAGUAAACAGCAAAAGGACAAUUACAAUCACCAGUAUAUUGACAACACAUUUUCAUACAAGUCUAAGAGUCUACCCAAUUGGACUUUAAACUAGCCUUUUCCUGGCUGUCCGGCUAGGAUCUGAGAAGAAGCKGUAGUGUGUUAGCAUUAGGAGAAUCGGGAGGAGAGCAAAGGAACCGCCAUGGCUCAGAUCCUGCCUAUUCGCUUUCAGGAGCACCUGCAGCUCCAGAACUUGGGCAUUAACCCAGCCAACAUUGGGUUCAGCACCCUGACGAUGGAGUCUGAUAAGUUCAUCUGUAUCCGGGAGAAGGUGGGCGAGCAGGCACAGGUGGUGAUCAUCGACAUGGCCGACCCCAACACGCCCAUCCGCAGACCAAUCUCUGCAGACAGCGCCAUCAUGAACCCCGCCUCCAAAGUCAUUGCACUUAAAGACGCCGCCAAAACCCUUCAGAUCUUUAACAUUGAGAUGAAGAGCAAGAUGAAGGCCCACACCAUGACUGAUGACGUCACCUUCUGGAAGUGGAUCUCCCUGAACACAGUGGCACUUGUGACUGACAAUGCCGUCUACCAUUGGAGCAUGGAGGGGGACUCCCAGCCAAUCAAAGUCUUUGACCGGCACUCCAGCCUGGCGGGCUGUCAAAUCAUCAACUACCGCACUGACGCCAAGCAGAAGUGGCUGCUGCUCAUUGGCAUCUCCGCACAGCAAAACCGUGUGGUGGGUGCCAUGCAGCUGUACUCUGUGGACAGGAAGGUGUCACAGCCCAUCGAGGGCCACGCCGCAGGCUUCGCCCAGUUCAAGAUGGAGGGCAACACAGAGGAGUCCACACUGUUCUGCUUUGCUGUGAGAGGACAGGCCGGGGGAAAGUUGCACAUCAUUGAGGUGGGCACCCCAGCCACAGGGAACCAGCCUUUUCCAAAGAAAGCAGUGGACGUGUUCUUCCCUCCAGAGGCUCAGAAUGACUUCCCAGUGGCCAUGCAGAUAAGCUCCAAGCAGGAUGUGGUGUUCCUCAUCACCAAAUAUGGCUACAUCCACCUGUAUGACCUGGAGACUGGCACCUGCAUCUACAUGAACAGGAUCAGCGGAGAGACCAUCUUUGUUACGGCCCCUCACGAAGCCACCGCCGGCAUCAUUGGGGUCAACAGGAAAGGACAGGUUCUGUCAGUGUGUGUUGAGGAGGAGAACAUCAUCCCUUACAUCACCAAUGUGCUGCAGAACCCAGACCUGGCCCUGCGCAUGGCCGUCCGUAACAACCUGGCCGGGGCCGAGGAGCUGUUCGCGCGCAAGUUCAACAACCUGUUUGCUGGCGGAAACUACUCUGAAGCUGCCAAGGUGGCCGCCAACGCACCAAAGGGUAUCCUGCGUACUCCAGACACCAUCCGUAAGUUCCAGAGUGUGCCAGCCCAGCCGGGCCAGACCUCUCCCCUGCUGCAGUACUUUGGCAUCCUGCUGGACCAGGGCCAGCUCAACAAGUUUGAGUCUCUGGAGCUGUGCAGGCCCGUCCUACAGCAGGGACGCAAGCAGCUGCUGGAGAAGUGGCUCAAAGAGGACAAGCUGGAGUGUUCUGAGGAGCUGGGGGACCUGGUGAAGUCAGUGGACCCCACCCUGGCUCUCUCCGUCUACCUGAGGGCCAACGUACCCAACAAGGUCAUCCAGUGCUUCGCUGAGACCGGACAAUUCCCCAAGAUAGUCRUGUACGCCAAGAAGGUGGGCUACACUCCAGACUGGAUCUUCCUGCUGAGGAAUGUGAUGAGGAUCAGUCCAGAACAGGGCCUGCAGUUCUCCCAGAUGCUUGUCCAGGACGAGGAGCCUCUGGCUGACAUUACACAGAUCGUGGAUGUCUUUAUGGAGUAUAACCUGAUCCAGCAGUGUACCUCCUUCCUAUUGGACGCCCUGAAAAACAACAGGCCUUCUGAGGGACCGCUGCAGACACGCCUCCUGGAGAUGAACCUCAUGCACGCCCCACAGGUUGCUGAUGCCAUCCUGGGCAACCAGAUGUUCACCAACUACGACCGUGCCCACAUAGCCCAGCUGUGUGAGAAGGCUGGUCUGCUGCAGAGAGCUUUAGAGCAUUACACCGACCUGUACGACAUCAAACGGGCCGUGGUGCACACACACCUGCUCAACCCAGAGUGGCUGGUGAACUUCUUUGGCUCCCUCUCAGUGGAGGACUCUCUGGAGUGCCUGAGGGCCAUGUUGUCUGCCAACAUCCGUCAGAACCUGCAGAUCUGUGUCCAGGUGGCUUCCAAGUACCACGAGCAGCUCUCCACCAACUCCCUAACGGAGCUCUUCGAGUCCUUCAAGAGUUUCGAGGGUCUGUUCUACUUCCUGGGUUCCAUUGUUAACUUCAGCCAGGACCCAGAGGUCCACUUCAAGUACAUCCAGGCAGCCUGCAAGACGGGACAGAUCAAAGAGGUGGAGAGGAUCUGCCGAGAGAGCAACUGCUACGACCCCGAACGAGUCAAGAACUUCCUCAAGGAGGCCAAGCUGACCGACCAGCUCCCACUCAUCAUUGUGUGUGACCGCUUCGACUUUGUCCAUGACCUGGUCCUCUACCUGUACCGUAACAACCUGCAGAAAUACAUUGAGAUCUAUGUGCAGAAAGUGAACCCCAGCCGUCUGCCAGUGGUGAUAGGAGGGCUUCUGGAUGUGGACUGUUCUGAGGACGUCAUUAAGAGUCUGAUCCUGGUGGUCAGAGGACAGUUCUCCACUGACGAACUGGUGGCUGAGGUGGAGAAGAGGAACCGACUGAAGCUUCUCCUCCCCUGGCUGGAGGCCCGUAUCCAUGAGGGCUGUGAGGAGCCCGCUACCCACAAUGCCCUGGCCAAGAUCUACAUCGACAGCAACAACAACCCUGAGCGCUUCCUGCGUGAGAACCCCUACUACGACAGCCGCGUGGUGGGCAAGUACUGCGAGAAGAGGGACCCUCACCUGGCCUGCGUUGCCUACGAGAGAGGACAGUGUGACCAGGAACUCAUCAACGUGUGCAAUGAGAACUCCCUGUUCAAGAGUCUGUCUCGCUACCUGGUCCGUCGCAGAGACCCGGACCUGUGGGCCAGCGUGCUGCUGGAGAGCAACCCCUUCAGAAGACCACUCAUUGACCAGGUGGUGCAGACAGCCCUGUCUGAGACCCAGGACCCAGAGGAGGUGUCAGUCACAGUAAAGGCCUUCAUGACUGCAGACUUGCCCAACGAACUCAUUGAGCUGUUGGAGAAGAUCGUACUGGAUAACUCUGUCUUCAGUGAACACAGAAACCUGCAGAACCUGCUGAUCCUGACGGCCAUCAAGGCAGACCGGACCCGUGUGAUGGAGUACAUCAACCGCCUGGACAACUAUGACGCCCCAGAUAUCGCCAACAUCGCCAUCAGCAACGAGCUCUUCGAGGAGGCCUUUGCUAUCUUCAGGAAGUUUGACGUUAACACCUCUGCCGUGCAGGUUCUCAUUGAGCACAUUGGGAACCUGGACCGGGCCUAUGAGUUUGCCGAGCGCUGCAACGAGCCAGCUGUGUGGAGCCAGCUGGCCAAGGCUCAGCUGCAGAAGGGCCUGGUCAAGGAGGCUAUCGACUCCUACAUCAAGGCUGACGACCCCUCUGCCUACAUGGAGGUGGUACAGGCUGCCGACCAGAGUGGUAACUGGGAGGACCUGGUGAAGUUCCUUCAGAUGGCUCGUAAGAAGGCCCGGGAGUCCUAUGUGGAGACAGAGCUCAUCUUUGCCCUGGCCAAGACCAACCGCCUGGCUGAGCUGGAAGAGUUCAUCAAUGGACCCAACAACGCCCACAUCCAACAGGUCGGCGACCGCUGUUACGACGAGAAAAUGUAUGACGCGGCCAAGUUACUGUACAACAACGUGUCCAACUUCGGCCGACUGGCGUCCACCCUGGUGCACCUCGGGGAGUACCAGGCGGCAGUGGACGGGGCGCGCAAGGCCAACAGCACUAGGACCUGGAAGGAGGUGUGCUUUGCCUGCGUGGAUGGAAAGGAGUUCCGGCUGGCCCAGAUGUGUGGCCUCCACAUCGUGGUCCAUGCUGACGAACUGGAGGAGCUUAUCAACUACUACCAGGACCGUGCUUACUUUGAGGAGCUGAUCACCAUGCUGGAGGCAGCCCUGGGGCUGGAACGGGCGCACAUGGGCAUGUUCACCGAGCUGGCCAUCCUCUACUCCAAGUUCAAACCCCAGAAGAUGAGAGAGCACCUGGAGCUCUUCUGGUCCAGAGUCAACAUUCCAAAGGUUCUGCGGGCGGCAGAGGAGGCCCACCUGUGGGCGGAGCUGGUGUUCCUGUACGAUAAGUACGAGGAGUUUGACAAUGCCAUCAUCACCAUGAUGAACCACCCCACCGACGCCUGGAAGGAGGGCCAGUUCAAAGACAUCAUCACCAAGGUGGCCAACGUGGAGCUGUAUUACAAAGCAACUCAGUUCUAUUUGGAGUUCAAGCCGUUGUUACUGAAUGACCUGCUCAUAGUGCUGUCCCCCAGACUGGACCACUCCCGUGCUGUCAAUUUCUUCAGCAAGGUGAAACAGCUGCCCCUGGUCAAGCCCUACCUGCGCUCAGUACAGAACCACAACAACAAGUCUGUCAAUGAAGCACUUACCAACCUCUUCAUCACAGAGGAGGACUAUCAGGCUCUGAGGACCUCUAUAGAUGCCUAUGACAACUUUGACAACAUCUCGCUUGCCCAGCGCUUGGAGAAACACGAGCUGAUUGAGUUCAGGAGGAUCGCUGCCUACCUCUUCAAGGGAAACAACCGCUGGAAACAGAGUGUGGAGCUCUGCAAGAAGGACAAACUCUACAAGGAUGCCAUGCAGUACGCGUCAGAGUCCAAGGACACAGAGUUGGCUGAGGAGCUGCUGGGCUGGUUCCUGACGGAGGACAAAAAGGAGUGCUUUGCUGCCUGCCUCUUCACCUGUUACGACUUGCUGAGGCCAGACGUGGUGCUGGAGACGGCCUGGAAGCACAACAUCAUGGACUUCUCCAUGCCCUACUUCAUCCAGGUCAUGAGAGAGUAUCUCUUCAAGGUUGAUGCAAUUAAGGAAAAGGUGGACAAGCUGGAGACCUCUGAGUCCCUAAGGAAAGAGGAGGAGCAGGCGACAGAGACACAACCCAUUGUCUAUGGUCCUGAUAACUUAGUAAAUGGCACACCCCAGCUUAUGCUGACUGCUGGCCCCAGCGUGCCCGUGCCCCCCCAGCAGGCCUACGGCUACGGUUACCAGGCUCCUGCAGGCUACCCCCAAGCACCUCAGGCCCAACCAGGCUUUGGCUACGGCAUGUAAAGGUCUCCUGGCAAGCCCUGGAGCCCAUCCAUCCAUCUCUCUCAGCUCAGUCCUCCACUAGGCUAUUACCAUCUUCUCACAACAUUUAGUGGAUUCAAACAAGCAGUUUUUUAAAAAUGUUUUUGUUUUCCUUAAAAAAACUCAUGAAGGACAUUAUUUCUGUUGUCAAAGAAAAAGAUUGGAUCACAAUUAUUAUAAUUUUUCACAUUCCAUUAUAUUUACUAGAUGCCAUUUUUUUUUAUGGGGAAUGGUUUAUGUACAAUGAGGGGGCUUGUGGGAAGAGCGAGUCCUCUUAAUUAAAAAAAGGUAUGUUGUGAAGCAUCUGAUUUGCACUCUGUAGUGAAGAAACUAAUGUAGAAUCUCUUCAUUUUGAUGUGUGUGAGCAGCUUGUUCUAUCAGUCUGUAAAAUGCAUUUAAUUAUUGUAUAUUCAGAAAGGAAAAAAGCUACAAUGUUCUAUAUUUGAACAUGACUGCCGCUUCCAUGACCCACAAACUAGAAACACUAUGUACAAAUACCAGMAAUGACCUACACAGGGUUAAAGGGGUUGUGUAGAUCUAGAGAYAGAUUAUUUUAAGAUGCAUACAGACAUGAUUUCCAAAAGUGAGUUUUAUCCUUCCCAAGCCUAUGCAGGCUCUCCAGUUAGUCAUUGAGUCAGACCGUGCGUAGAGAGAUGAAGUCGAUGGUGUCUUUGCGUCUCACUCAGCUGCGUGUAAGACACUUUCCUUUCCUCAUGCUGUAAAGUGCUCGUGUGGGACUAUUCUAUUUGGAGGGAUUGAUUACGAGAAUUAAAGAAGCUCUGUUCUUCAGUUCAGUCAGACCUGUGCGUUACUACCCCCCCCUCCUUGUGCUGCGGUUGGUUGGUAUAUGCCGGAUAUCGUGGUGUUCUAGGUCACUGUUCUUGAUUGUACAGAAGAAGAUAUAAAACCUAAUAGCCUUGAUGUCCUGCCAGGAUUAUGUGUGGCCAAAAUGGUACCCUAUUCCCUAUAUAGUGCACUACUUUUGACCAGGGCCCAUAAAGAUUGUACUGCACUAUGCAGGAAAUAGGGUGCCAUUUGGGACUCACAUAUUAUAUUUGUCUGAUCUAAUUGAAGAGACUGGUAAUUUGGUGUUUUUAUCAAAGGCUUGUGUGUGUGUGUGUAUACAAAGAAAAUCAUUAACUCUCCCUCUACCCUAUACUCUCAAAACAAAUGAAUAGUUGAUUGUGCAGGAUCUGGAUCAUGAUGAUGAAUGAAAUGGCAGUUUUCUUUUCCACAUAAAAUAAAGUCUUGUUUGUCAAGAAAA
Messenger RNA from Salvelinus sp. IW2-2015, 6642 nucleotides. NCBI's taxonomy places the organism in Eukaryota, Metazoa, Chordata, Actinopteri, Salmoniformes, Salmonidae. The record is from RefSeq and is a predicted model, not a curated record.